Molecule: messenger RNA, 5286 nt
Organism: Girardinichthys multiradiatus
Lineage: Eukaryota; Metazoa; Chordata; Actinopteri; Cyprinodontiformes; Goodeidae
Gene: nek10
Product: NIMA-related kinase 10
Exons: 35
Coding region: 402-3554 (1050 amino acids)
Biological process (GO): protein phosphorylation
Molecular function (GO): protein binding; ATP binding; protein kinase activity
Source: RefSeq, a predicted model, not a curated record
AAUAAACCCGAACAAAACGAAAUUCUCAUAACGUCGAAAUAGCCUAAAUGCCAACAGACAGCUGCCAGCGUCAGUUGUACCCAUGGCAACCAAGACAAUGUAGAAAAAUUAGCAUUUCUUUUUGUCCUUAGCUAAUAUUGGCGGCGUCUGCUGUUUCGUAAACAUAUAUAGCCUGUAACUCUCGAAUAUUUAUUGAAGCAACAUUUGCACUUUUAAGAUAUAACAAUCGCUAUGUUUUUGCGGUUUUGGAAGCAGGGUAAGAAACCUAACAAGAAAUGUCGUGUUGUCACCUGACAACACGACAUUUUCGGUAAACCGUUUUAUACUUGGCCAAACAGUGGUAAGCGUCUGUCUAAGCAGGCUAGAUACAAAUAUUUGGCUAGAAUUUGCCCUUGUUGCUCAUGGAAACAAAACGUAAAAUGCUGAAAAUGUCCAACUUGGCUAAGAAAGUGAGACCAGCAGAAAAGUUGCAACUGAAAUCCACAACAGUCCAAAGCAAGGCAUUUCAUGAUCUCAGAAGGCUCCUGUCCCUGCUUGCCAAAAGCAGCUCCAGACAAGAGAUGUCAACCCUGAGUAAUAGUAAAGCAGUAAACAGCAGAGCCAUCAGAUGCUCACAUUCUCCAAAACACAACAGCAGGCCCAGGAGUGACAGCGACCCCAACAAUGAAGUGUCUCAACUGGAAAAAUUUAGCAUAGCAUACAAAGACCAAAGAUGUUUCAGCAGUCACCCUCUGAGUAAACUGUUCCUGGAAAUUCUUACAUCCUUGGUCAAGAACCGACUCUGCAGUGAAUGGAUUGACCAUGCAUCACCCGAAGCUGUUCAUAGAGUUCUUAUCUGCCUUCGACUGCUGAUCAGAGAUCCCAACUACCAGGAAAUUCUUCACCAGCUCGAAGGCAUCAGUUUGCUUGCCAGGUAUAUGGAGUCUGUCACUGCCAAGUACAUAUCAUGUGGUGAGGAGGAGUUUGAUACACAGAAGCUUGUUACGAUGACCUAUAUAUUUCAGAAGCUGUCCUCUGCUAGUAAUCAAAGGUUGUGGGUCAUUGAGACUGGGGCACACAGGACCCUGGCAAAGCUCCUCUCCACAACAGACUGCGGUGUGUUACAGGGAGCCCUAUUUGCACUCACCGCUUUGGCUGAGAGCACCGAAUGCAGGACAGAAAUCGGGGAACCACAAAUUGUGGAUAGCCUUCUUGUAAUACUGCAGGAAUAUGACCUGCUCUCAAAGAGAAUGAGCGCUGAGUUGCUGAGGCUCUUGUGUUCAGUGCAACAUGUGAGGGACCAGUUAAAGGAGAUAGAGGGAGUGCCGGUGCUGCUGAGCCUCCUGCACAGCAGGAACCUGAAGCUGCUGUGGAGCGUCACCUGGGUUGUGGUCCAGCUAUGUGAGGAUCCAGACUGCAGGGCUGAGAUCCGGGGCUGGGGGGGAGUGCAGCAGCUCCUCCGUCUGCUGAACAUUGAUAGGCAGCACGUUUCUGACCGUUCAGCCAUCGAGAUGCUUCCCACUCCCAGCAACGGCCCUCAGUUCCCGAGGGAACACAUGAGUGAGGAGCUUGGACCACAUGAGACGGUGCAGAAGACUGUGGCUCUGCAGUCAGCCUGCUGUACAGCUCUGACUGAACUGAGUCUGGAUGACACGUCUGCUCACGACAUUGUACAGGAAAAUGGUAUCUAUAUAAUAGCAAACCUAAUUUUACCAAAAACCUUUACCAAAAAUGGGCCAAAGGCCGGUUCUUUACAGUGCUACGCUUUCCGAGCUCUCCGCUUUCUCUUUAGCGUUGAAAGAAACAGGUAUCUGUUUAAAAGACUCUUUCCCACAGACUUCUUUGAAUUGUUUAUUGAUGUUGGACAUUAUGUGCGAGACCUCACAGCUUAUGAGGAGCUGCAAACCCAAGUUUCACUCUACUCUGAAGAGGAACUGAAUAGUCUGAGAGAGAAUAUUGAGGCCCUAGACCAGAACCGGCCUCCACUCAGAGUAAUCGGUGGUUACUCUAUACUGGACCACCUGGGCUCUGGAGCUUUUGGAAGUGUCUUUAAAGUCCAAAAGCACUCCAGGCAGAACCUCCUGGCUCUGAAGGAGGUGAACCUGCACAACCCGGUGUUUGGCAAAGACAAGAAGUCCAGAGACAGCAAUGUGGAAAAGAUCAUCUCUGAGCUUACAAUCAUCAAAGAACAGAUGACACACCCAAACAUAGUAAAAUAUUGCAAAACAUUUUUGGAAGGUGACAAGCUUUACAUUGUAAUGGAGCUGAUUGAGGGCUUGCCACUGGCUCAACAUUUUAAUUCACUGAAGGACAAACAACAAACAUUCACUGAAGACAGAAUAUGGAACAUAUUCAUUCAGAUGUGCCUGGCUUUGAGGUACCUGCACAAGGAGAAGAGAAUAGUUCACCGUGACCUCUCACCUAACAACAUCAUGCUGGGGGAGAAAGAUAAAGUCACCAUCACUGACUUUGGGCUCGCCAAGCAGAAACAGGAGAACAGUGAGCUGACAUCAGUGGUUGGCACCAUCCUUUACUCAUGUCCAGAGGUGGUGCAGAACAAACCGUAUGGGGAGAAAGCUGACAUCUGGGCUUUGGGCUGCAUCCUGUACCAGAUGGCAACUUUACAACCUCCGUUCUACAGCAGCAACAUGUUGUCACUGGCCAGCAUGAUCGUUGAAGGAGUCUAUGAGCCAGUUGAAGAGGGAGCAUUUUCAGAGAGGCUGACAGGGAUGAUCAGAUGGUGUUUGAGUUCAGACCCAGAGCAGCGGCCGGACAUCAUAGCCGUCAGCUCCAGGAUUUCUGACAUCAUGAUGAGGCUGAUGGAUGGACUCUACACCUCCCAGAAUGCACUGCAGCGGAGAGCUGAUAAUGACAGGAAACGAACACAGAAGUAUUUUUUGGAAAGGCAACAAAGCAGGAAUAACUACUGCCACUCAGACAUGGAAAGAGGGCUGACACAGACUGAAUCUGUGGCUCGGAGCUCCUCUGCAGGCUGCGGUGCAUGUGACAUUUUGCAGACAAGCAGUGAAGACUUGGAGCCCAGGGUUUGUGUCACACCAGUUCAGAUUGUAGCCUGUGGGGAUUUUACUGCUUCAAAGAUAAAACCAAGACCAGUGUCUGUAGGAAUCUGUGUGUCACAGAAGAAACUGCGACAGAUCGAUGAUCCCAUCCAGAGGCUGCUUGUGCAGCUGCACAAAAUCAUCUUCAUCACUCAACUUCCACCAGCCUCGCACCACAGCAUCAAACGCCAUCUUGUUGAGAGAUUCAAAAAGUCUCUCUUCCAAGUCGGCAGUGAUCCAUACAACAUAAAAGUGGAGCUCAGCAAGCUUGUCCAGGCAUCAUCAGAAUUGAUGGAAUUAAAGUCGACCAGUUUAGACUGGCGCCACAUGGUGCAGCACUUUAGAGGGGAACACCUCACUGCUGAAACUACAGAUGAUGAGAAUCUCAGUGAUGGAGUUACAUAUCAGCAGAUGCAGGCAAUCAUUGAGGAGCUCCUGGAGGAGAACAGCUACUAUGAAGCAACAAACAGCAGGGCCAAAGACAAAAGAAAUAACCUAGCAGGGAACUGGGAGUAACCUGUAACUGAUAUCCACCUCACCCAGAAGUCUGAACGUGACACUGGGAAUGAGAUCAUUCAGAAACUGGGACCAGUGUAGAUACACCCAUAAGCACAAAGAUCAAAGCAGCAUGUCGACAUAGAGAAGAAAAACAGUGGUUAUAUUAAUGAGAUGCAAACUGACAGGAGUGCUGUUAAACAGUUUAUAACUCUUGGGCUUCCUAUGCACAGGGCAGCUAUUUUCAGUUUGUUUGAGGCUCAUGUGGUUUUACAACUUUGGAGAGAACUGUGAUUUUUUUUGCAUGUGCAAACGGACCAUAAUCCUAAAAGAAAAAUCACUGGACUAUUUCUAAACAAAAUGUAGCUUAAUUCCAUCACACAUGCAGAGUAAGGAAGCUUAUAAUGUAAUAAAUCUGAAAUACAAUAAACUAAUGUUUAAAUACAGUGCCUUGCAAAAGUAUUCACACCCCUUGGACCUUUCCACAUUUUGUCAUGUUACAACCACAAAUUUCAGCCUAUUUAAUUUUAUGUGAUUGACCAAAACAAAUCAAAAUCUGAAAAGUAUGGCAUGUAUUUUACAGUGUACCAGCUAUUAUUUCAGGAUUGCCCAAUAUUUAGCUCCAUCAAUUUUUCCAUAAACUCUGACCAUCUUCUCCGGUCCAAGCUGAAUAAAAGCAUCUCCACAACAUGAUGCUACCACCACCUCCUCCCACUGUGGGGAUGGUGUGUUCAGGGUUAGCUUUUUACCAUAAAGCAAUUUGGAAGAAAGUGAAAAAGUUCAGCUUUGGUGUUACUAAACCAUGACACCUCCUUUCACAUGUUUCCUGUAAUCCUCUACAUGGCUCGCAGCAAACUUCAAAAAAUACUUUUUAUGACUUUCUUUCAAAAAUGGCUGUUUUUUGCUAUUUUUUUUGUAAAGGUCCAAUUUGUGCAGUGGAUCUCUCCAGCUUAUCCAGAAUAACCAUGGGCCUCUUGACUGAAUAAAAAUGCCCAGCACACAAAAAGAAAGAUGCAUCAUUUUUCUUCCACUUCCACUUCUACUUUGAGUUAAUCAAUCAGAUAAAAUACCAUUAAAAUAGUGUUUUGGUUUGUAAUGUGACAAAAUGUGAAAAACAUAAAGGGGUGUGAAGGCAGUGUGCCUAUAAACUGUAAUAACACAACAUAAAAUGUGUAUUGGUUGGCACUUUGCAUUAGUAGUUUUAAAAGUACCACAGUGGAAACAUUCAUAUCACCCUCAGGCGUUUUUGCAUCUCACAUAUUGAUAGUCUGUACAAAUGUGAUGUGACUGUAUGAAUCUCUAAAUAUAAUUUAACACUCAUGUUUAUGAUGAAGACUAAGGCCAACUUAUUUCUGUACUGGAUAUAAAUGUAAACCUAUGUGAUGUGCUUCUGUGUUCUGCAGCUUUCUGAGCAUACCAUUUUAAAUUCUUUGGAGCAGAUUGAGCGGUUUAACUGUUUUAACUCAUUGCUGCACAACUGCAUGUGACAGCAUGUGCUUUUUUACCUUCAACCCACAAUUUCCUCCUCAUAUAUCUGUCAAAUAGCUGAUAAGAGCUUUCACUUUAAUGUAGCACAUCUCAGUGUCUGGCUGUAAGUAAAAUUAAAAACAAGGUCAGAGGUUUUAUGUACUUUCUGUGCACUGUAAAGUUUGAACUGAAGAAUAAUAACUUUGGUGUAGUGUAAAUUCAUUGUAUAAAAAUGUUCAAUGUAAUUCUUUAAGCAUUUAAAAUAAAUAUUUCUUAUUCACUUUGA